This is a messenger RNA of Phoenix dactylifera (date palm), 2330 nucleotides long. Its product is annotated as putative serine/threonine-protein kinase BSK3. Gene Ontology annotation, biological process: brassinosteroid mediated signaling pathway; protein phosphorylation. Lineage: Eukaryota; Viridiplantae; Streptophyta; Magnoliopsida; Arecales; Arecaceae. Gene Ontology annotation, molecular function: protein binding; ATP binding; protein kinase activity. The record is from RefSeq and is a predicted model, not a curated record.
UAAUUAUGUUUUCCAGAAUAACUCGAAGACGAGAUCGGAUCUCUCUCUCUCUCUCUCUCUCUCUCUCUCUCUCCCUUCCUCGUGCCCUCCCCUUACGCGGCUUUGAAUCGGGCAGCGCUCCAAGGACUUCGAUUUGGUUGGGUCGGUAGGUCUUCGAUCGAGGGUUGUCUCCGGUUUUGUCGAUCCAGAUCUAAUAGCUGGGGAUCGAUUCUUUGCUCCGAUGCGGUUCAAUCGAACAGCAGCAGUGGAUUUAGUUCGCUGCAGCUAGUGAUGAUGUUCUUGUGAGUGGAUUCGUAUUCUUGAUUGUCUUUAUACAGAACCUGGAAUGGGUUCUCGAGUCUCUAAGUUGACGUGCUGUUGGGGUUCUCAGUACAAGGGGACCGUUCUUGAAGCUCCCGAUGUUGAGAUCGAGGAGAAGGGGGACGCAUAUGACCUGCCCCCCUUCCAGGAGUUCUCUUUUGAGCAGCUUAGGUUGGCCACGUCUGGUUUUGCAGUGGAGAACAUCGUGUCGGAGCACGGGGAGAAGGCCCCGAAUGUUGUUUACAAGGGGAAGCUGGACGCUCAGAGGAGGAUUGCAGUGAAGAGGUUCAAUAGGUCGGCAUGGCCUGAUCCUCGACAGUUCUUGGAAGAAGCAAAAGCUGUAGGUCAUCUUCGAAACGAUAGAUUGGCAAAUUUGCUUGGCUGUUGUUGUGAAGGUGAUGAGAGGCUGCUUGUGGCAGAAUUUAUGCCCAACGACACACUUGCAAAACAUCUUUUUCAUUGGGAAACACAACCCAUGAAAUGGCCAAUGCGAUUGAGAGUGGUACUCUAUCUAGCUGAAGCCUUGGAAUAUUGCACUAGUAAGGGGCGUGCUCUCUAUCAUGAUCUUAAUGCCUAUAGAGUUUUAUUUGAUGAUGAUUGUAAUCCUAGGCUUUCAUGUUUUGGUUUGAUGAAGAACAGUCGUGAUGGCAAAAGUUAUAGCACAAACUUGGCAUUUACACCUCCUGAGUAUUUAAGAACUGGAAGAGUUACACCAGAAAGUGUCAUAUAUAGCUUUGGCACGUUGUUGCUUGAUGUUCUUAGCGGAAAGCAUAUCCCUCCUAGUCAUGCUCUUGACAUGAUACGAGAUCGUAACUUCAACAUGCUAACAGACUCAUGUUUGGAAGGACAAUUUUCAAAUGAGGAUGGGACUGAAUUAGUACGUCUAGCUUCAAGAUGUUUGCAGUAUGAGCAACGAGAGAGACCUAAUGUGAAGUCGUUGCUUCUUGCAUUGACUCCGCUGCAAAAGGAGACUGAGGUUCCUUCUUAUGUCUUGAUGGACAUGCCGCGUGGUGGUACAUCCUCAUUAGAGGCGCUCUCUCUUUCCCCACUUGGUGAAGCUUGCUCCAGAAUGGAUUUGACUGCCAUACAUGAAAUCCUAGAAAAGAUUGGGUAUAAAGAUGACGAGGGAACGGCAAAUGAGCUCUCAUUUCAAAUGUGGACCAAUCAAAUGCAAGAAACAUUGAACUCAAAGAAGAAGGGUGAUGCUGCUUUUCGGCAUAAAGAUUUUAAUACAGCAAUUGAAUGCUACACCCAGUUCACUGAUGUUGGAACUAUGGUUUCUCCGACAAUUUUUGCGCGCCGCUGCUUGUCAUACCUGAUGAGUGACAUGCCACAGCAAGCUCUUAAUGAUGCGACGCAGGCGCUGGUCAUAUCUCCAACUUGGCCGACUGCAUUUUAUCUUCAGGCUGCUGCCCUUUUUGCCCUCGGAAUGGAAAAUGAAGCUAGAGAAGCACUGAAAGAUGGGUCAUCCCUAGAAACAAAGAAGAACGGGGGGCAUUAAAGACAAGCUAAUUAAAUGAUAAUUGGUUGAUGAAGGCCCAACUUUUCAGGUUUAGGCACAUACACGGCAACAAUCUUUGGAUAUUGAAGCAGUUUUUUUUCAUUAACAUGUGGCUGGCAUGCUGCAUGACCCCCUGUUGUUGUACACCUCUCCUCUCCAUAUGUAUCAUUUAUGUAUAUAUGGAAGCAACGACCGGCAUAGUGUCCCCGAAAGAAAUUGCAAACUAAUAAUAAGUCUGCCAAGGAAAAUGGGAAAGCUUGAUCCUUGAUCCCUAGUUUUAGGUAUUGUACUGUUGUUUUACAAGGUCGUGUGUUGUAAAUGUCCAUCUUGCUGGUAGGCAUGUAACAGUGUACAGCAGUGGAAUGAUCUAAAUUUGUCAAUGCGUUUCUUUUUGUCAUCUGUGGGUCCUUAUUGUUUUUUUUUUCCUGAGGAUUGUUGGUUUCCUUCUGGAAGAACAUUUGCUGAAAGCUUAUGUAUCUUGGAGUGAGUUUAACGUGUAGUGAUGUGGAGAUUCUUUGAUGGUGGUUCU